UUCAGUUUAAAUCCCAAACCAUAGCAGUUCUAUCUCAUUUAUUAAGGAAUCAGCGAGAGCAUUGUUUAUGCCUUAUAAAAAGUGUGUCAUUCAGUGAUUGAAGAAGCAAAAAGUUUUGAUUGUUAACGAGAAUAUAAUGUAUUGAAAAAUCGUACUGUGAAGCGAAGAAUUCUCAACUCAAUUGUUAAUUUCGUGCUACUAUUCGAGUUCGCGAGAUUCUCUCCGAACCCACGAAGCGGGACGCGACGGUUCUGAUCACAAAUUUCGUCCUCCUUUUUCCUACGAGCAGUUUGCCUACUCAAAGUGGUAAAGACAGAAAAGAAAUUCCAUUGCAAGAAAAUGAUUCCCGGAGCACGAGUUUUCAGUUUCGUGCUCCUUCUCGCAACAAUCGGAACGUCGAACUGUCAGGAUGUGUCGACGGAGUCUCAAUCGGCAAAUGCGGGCGCUCGAGAACCGGAUUUUGUAACGCCGGAGUACAUAUUGCCUUGCAGUCGUAGCGAUCCCGCGAUCGAAGGAUGCAUCCAGAAGGCGUUCAACCAUCUGAGGCCCUACUUAGUGCAGGGUAUUCCAGAGCUGGAACUUCCGCCGAUCGAACCGCUGACGAUCCCAGAGCUCGGAAUGGAAAACGGCAAGGGUGCAGUCAGAGUUAGAGCUUUCUUCUCAAACAUAACGGCCUUCGGGCCGGGGAAUUAUACGGUUACCAAAGUCCGCGCCGAUGUCGCGUCUCUCAGACUCGAUCUGCAUCUCAACAUACCCAAGAUCGAGCUCCAAGGUCGUUACGAGGUCGCUGGAAAUGUUCUACUUUUUCCGAUCCAGAGCCGAGGGGAAUUCUGGGCUCUGUUCGGAGACGUGCAGGCAAUUGCUAGGGUCCAAGGAAUCGAGGAGAUUCGGGACGGCGUUCGUUACAUGAGAAUCGGCCGGCUCCUCGUCGAUUUCAGUCUGGGAAGAGCAAGAUUUCGCGUAGCCGACGAGCUCAAUGGUAAAAACGUAAUCGGUCAGGCCAUGAACCAGUUCCUCAAUCAAAACGCCAAGGAAAUAAUCGAAGAAAUGAGACCAGCAGCGAGCUCCAGUAUCGCGAAACAUUUCAUGUCUUUCCUCAACACCGCUUUUACCAAAGUGCCCCUCAAGGUUUGGCUACUCGACACGUAGAGAGCAAACAAACUUCAUCGUCAUGCAUCGCGCGAUACAAUUUGGUUAAAAAAAAUUCGACAUCAUUCGAUUGGAAAAACACGAUUUAUUUGAGCUUUAAACUUUUGUAUAUUUCACUUAAUCAUUUGAAACUCCGCCAAUUUGUUGCUCCUUUCGAAUAACUCGUUGUACUAACGACUAUUUCACAUAACUUUUUUCCAAUACGAAUCAUUCGAGUGUUUUGACUCUUAUCACCAUUUUUAUUAUGCAUUUUAGUACACCAUUCCACCCCUGAACACGACGCUGUUUACUCAUUUCAUGUGUUAUUUUAAACAGUAGAAUUCUAAUUGUAUUAAUGACACGAUGUAAUCAUUUCAAAUGAAUAAUUUUAGCGUUUAUAUACCACAACAGCAUUCACGUACGAUGUGAUACAUUUACGAUCAUCUACCUUUAUUCCGAUGAUAUUCAUAGAUCUGUACUUUACAACCAUGAGGGACUCUAUCUGUAGACUCGACGAGCGAUUUAGUUUUCUAUAUAAAUAAAUUUCAAUAAAAUCAUCGAACUUUA
Molecule: messenger RNA, 1695 nt
Organism: Venturia canescens
Lineage: Eukaryota; Metazoa; Arthropoda; Insecta; Hymenoptera; Ichneumonidae
Product: protein takeout-like
Exons: 4
Coding region: 340-1149 (269 amino acids)
Source: RefSeq, a predicted model, not a curated record